AUGCGGCUGCUCCUGCUCGUGCCCCUGCUGCUGGCCCCGGCGCCCAGGUCCUGGGCUCCCAAGGUGAGACGGCAGAGUGACACCUGGGGGCCCUGGGGGCCCUGGAGCUCCUGCAGCCGGACCUGCGGAGUGGGCAUCAGCGUCAGGGAGCGCCCCUGCUUCUCCCAGAGGAGAGAUGGGGGCUCCAGCUGCGUGGGCCCUGCCCAGAGCCACCGCUCUUGCCACACCGAGAGCUGCCCGGCGGGUGCCAGGGACUUCCGGGCAGAGCAGUGCUCCCAGUUCGACAGCCAGGACUUCCAGGGAAGGUGGUACAAGUGGCUGCCAUACUACGGAGCCCCAAACAAGUGCGAGCUGAACUGCAUUCCCAAGGGGGAGAACUUCUACUUCAAGCACAGGGAGGCUGUCGUGGAUGGGACACCCUGUGAGCCUGGCACACGGGACGUCUGUGUGGAUGGCAGCUGCAGGGUCGUGGGCUGUGACUACAACCUCGACUCCUCAAAGGAGGAGGACAAGUGUCUGCAGUGUGGGGGUGACGGCAGGACCUGCUACCCCGUCACAGGCACCUUUGAUGCCAAUGACCUCAGCAGAGGCUACAACCAGAUCCUCAUCAUUCCCGCGGGGGCCACCAGCAUCCGCGUGGAGGAGGUGGCGGCCAGUAGGAAUUUCCUGGCGGUGAGGAGCCUGCGGGGAGAAUACUUCCUCAACGGGCACUGGACCAUCGGGGACGCCUGGGCCCUGCCCGCGGCCAGCACCGUCCUGCACUACGAGCGCGGGGCCGAGGGGGACCUGGCCCCUGAGCGGCUCCACGCUCGCGGCCCCACCUCCGAGCCCCUGGUCAUUGAGCUCCUCAGCCAGGAGCCCAACCCCGGUGUGCGCUACGAGUACCACCUGCCCCUGGGCAGCUCGCGGUCGGGCUUCCGCUGGAGCCACGGCUCAUGGAGUGACUGCAGCGCCGAGUGCGGGGGAGGUCACCAGUCCCGCUCGGUGUUCUGCACCACUGACAACGAGGUCUACCCUGACCACAUGUGCCAGCAUCAGCGGCGGCCGGCCGACCACCGCCCCUGCAGCGCUCACCCCUGCCCGCAGACCAAGCGCUGGAAGACGGGGCCCUGGUCGCCCUGCUCGGCCUCCUGUGGCGGCGGCUCCCAGUCCCGCUCUGUCUACUGCGUCUCAUCUGAUGGGGCAGGCGGCCAGGAGGCCACCGGGGAGGCGGAGUGUGCAGGCCAGCCUGGGAAGCCCCCUGCCACCCGGGCUUGCAACCUGCAGCGCUGCGCAGCCUGGAGAGCGGAGCCCUGGGGAGAGUGCUCUGUCAGCUGCGGUGCCGGGGUCCGGAGGCGAAGCGUCACCUGCCGCAGUGAUGAGGGGUCUCUGCUCCAUGCCGCAGCAUGCCCCGUGGAGGACCGCCCCCCCAUCACGGAGCCCUGUGUGCGUGAAGACUGUCCCCCCAUCCAGGACCAGGCCUGGCGUGUAGGCGCCUGGGGUCUGUGUUCCAAGAGCUGCAGCACGGGGACCCGGAGACGCCAGGUCAUCUGUGCCGUCGGGCCUCCCAGCCACUGUGGGAGCCUGCAGCUGUCCAAGCCCAGGGAGGCCGAGCUCUGUAACACACAGCCCUGCCAUCUGCGUCCAGAAGUCCCCAGCGUGGAGGAGGUGCUCGAUGGCCCCAGGGAUCCCCGGAUGUCUUUGGGCCCUCAGGUGGCCGCCAACCCAGAUUCCAGAGACCAGUGGUGGCUCCCCCAGGAGCAAACCUUAGUGCAGGGUAAUCCCAGAGGAGCCCAGGGCCUCCACCUGCCAGGCCUAGCCCCCUCUCUGCCACAGUCCCUGCACCAGCAGCCACCGCGGUCUGGCUUGGCACCCCAAGACUGCAGACACAGCCCCUAUGGGUGCUGUCCUGAUGGCCACACCGCGUCUCUUGGGCCACAGUGGCAGGGCUGCCCGGGAGCCUCUUGUCAGCGGAGCAGGUACGGGUGCUGCCCUGAUGGGGUGUCUGUGGCUGAGGGGCCCCAGCACGCAGGCUGCGCAGGGUCUUACAGCAGUGACAACACCGGGAGAAGGCCGGGGUCAAGAGCGGUGGCUUCUUCGGCCCCCAAGACCCACCAGCCCCGGGCUCAGCAGAAUGAGCCCAGUGAGUGCCGGGGCUCCCAGUUUGGCUGCUGCUAUGACAACGUGGCCUCUGCUGCUGGUCCUCUUGGGGAAGGCUGCGUGGGCCAGCCCAGCUACGCCUACCCUGUGCGGUGCCUGCUGCCCAGCGCCCACGGCUCCUGCGUGGACUGGGCGGCCCGCUGGUACUUCGUCCCCUCUGUGGGCCGGUGUAACCGGUUCUGGUACGGCGGGUGCCACGGCAACGGCAAUAACUUCGCCUCCGAGGAGGAGUGCAUGAGCCGCUGCCGGGGGCCUCCCGCCGGGGCCCGCGGAGAUGGUGGGGGCCGCGGUCCCGGGGGCCAGCAAGAAGCCAGAUGGCAGAGGACGGGGGCGACGGUCCAGACGAAGCCCUUGCCUUCCGGUGGCGUCUCGUGGCGAGACCGAGAGCCUGGGCCGAGGGAGGAGUCCCACGCGCAGGCCUUUGGAGAGCGGCCUUGGCGCGGGGAGCUGGGGGCCAGCGCCCCUGGCCUGGGCGGAGAUGCCGGGCGACCAGCGCCACCUUCCGGCAGCUCUUCCUACAGGAUCAGCUUGGCCGGCCAGGAGCCAUCCCUGGUACAGGCGGCCCCGGGGCAGUUGGUGCAGCUCGUCUGCCGAGGUGAUGACACCUCCCUGGAGCCCCAUGGCCAGUGGCAGAAAGACGGGCAGCCCGUCUCCUCCGACAGGCACAAGCUGCAGCCGGAUGGCGCCCUGGUCAUCAGUCCCCUGUGGGCAGAGGACGCUGGCAUCUACAGCUGUGGUGGCAGCAGGACGGGUGGUGACUCUCAGAAGAUCCAGCUUCGUGUCAUAGGGGGUGAUGUGGCCGUGCUGUCUGAGGCUGAGCCAAGGCACUUCCCUCGGACCAGGGACCCAGCUCAGCGCCACAGUCCUUGGGAUUCCAGCCUAGUGGGGGACAGAGGGGGCCCAGGGGCCGUCUCCUCCUUGCAACCUCGGCCCACGACCAGGCUGCUUCUGGACAGGAACCAGCCCGGGGUGGUGGACGCCCAACCAGGCCAGCGGGCCCGGCUGACCUGCCGUGCUGAGGGCUUCCCGCCCCCCGCCAUUGAGUGGCAGAGAGAUGGGCAGCCCCUCUCUUCCCCCAGACACCAGCUGCAGCCCGAUGGCUCUCUGGUCAUCAGCCACGUGACUGUGGAAGACGGUGGCUUCUAUGCCUGUGUCGCUUUCAACGGGCAGGACCGAGACCAGAGAUGGGUCCAGCUCAGAGUUCUGGGGGAGCUGACCAUCGCAGAGCUGCCCUCCGCUAUGAUGGUGCCAGAGGGGGACACGGCCAGGCUGCUGUGCGUGGUGACAGGAGAAAGUGUGAACAUCAGAUGGUCCAGGAAUGGACUGCCGGUGCAGGCCGACGGGCAUCGCGUCUACCAGUCCCCAGAUGGCACCCUGCUGAUCCACAACCUGCAGGCCAGAGACGAGGGCUCGUACACGUGCAGCGCCUACCGUGGAAGCCAGGCAGUGAGCCGCAGCACCGACGUGAGGGUGGUCCCGCCGGCGCUGCCCGGCCAGCCCGGGGCCCUCGGAAGGGAGUGUGUGGACCAGCCCGAGCUCGCCAACUGCGAGCUGAUCCUGAAGGCCCAGCUCUGCGGCAACGAGUAUUACUCCAGCUUCUGCUGCGCCAGCUGCUCCCGCUUCCAGCCUCCCGCUCAGCCUGUCUGGCAGCAGGGAUGAAGGCUGGCCACGGGCCCGGUCCUGAAGCAGCCCUCGGCCUGUGGCCUCUGGCUGGC
Messenger RNA from Lontra canadensis (Northern American river otter), 3854 nucleotides. It is a transcript of the gene PAPLN, whose product is annotated as papilin, proteoglycan like sulfated glycoprotein. The transcript is spliced from 26 exons. Gene Ontology annotation, biological process: extracellular matrix organization. Gene Ontology annotation, molecular function: metalloendopeptidase activity; serine-type endopeptidase inhibitor activity. Bases 1 to 3798 code for a protein of 1265 amino acids. NCBI's taxonomy places the organism in Eukaryota, Metazoa, Chordata, Mammalia, Carnivora, Mustelidae. The record is from RefSeq and is a predicted model, not a curated record. Gene Ontology annotation, cellular component: extracellular matrix.